GACGCGGAACUCCUCCACUCGAACACGCAAGAAGCAGAAUUGGGCUAGCCCUUGCUGACGAGUCCCUCCAUUCACGCCAGAGCAGGGUCCAUAGGCGCGUUCCUUUGCCCAAUCAUCACGAAUCGAGCAACGCCCUCAUUUGCCUUUCCGGUCGACCACUCACUCUCAAAAACUCCACGAUGGUUCAAGCUUUAUGAAUGAGCUCGUUCACCCUUCCCUUGCUCUCGCGUGACUCGCUGCUCUAGUAGCUGAACGCCUCUAUCACGCUCACAUACCCGCUGCCUCUGCACCACUGUUCUUCGACACAUUCACGAUUGUUUGGAGUCACACGAUUCACCUUGCGCACCUCGGUGAUAGAUGGCAUAAGCGAUUGCUUGAGUGAAACAGCUGACAGCAUGGCGCAAGGAAAAGUCCACGGUGGAUACUUCACCAGCUGGAGUAUAUACGGCAGAGGCUACAAGCCCAAUGCCUUGCCUACCCAGCAUCUCACACACAUCUUUUACGCCUUUGCUGACGUCAAGACGGACAGCGGCACCGUCUUCCUCACAGAUCCAUGGGCAGAUGUACAAAUACCUCACGACUCUCCUGCUAGCGACUCAGACCUGCGGGGCAACCUGGGCGCUCUGUUGAGGCACAAGCGCGCAGAUCGGACCACAAAGGUCAUCCUCUCAGUCGGAGGUUGGUCCUUCAGCUCCCACUUUGCUCCCGUCGCAAGCGACCCGCGAAAACGUGCAGAAUGCGUACGAAGCGCCGUCGAGCUGCUCGAGGAUCACGCUUUUGAUGGUUUGGAUUGGGAUUGGGAGUUUCCCGAGAAUCCUCAACAAGCAGCAGAUUACGUCUCUCUGUUGCGCGAAGUCAGAUAUGCUUUGGAAAAUCAUGCACAGCGCAAGAAUGAGCCUCGCUACCUGCUCACUGUCGCCGCACCGGCAGGGGAAGAGAAGCUGCGAGGCUUGCGAUUGCAGGAAAUGGACCAGGUGCUGGACUAUUGGAACGUCAUGACGUACGACUUUGCCGGCUCGUGGGAUGAGCGCGCCGGUCAUCAAGCUACGCUCAGAGGUCCGGCACCAAGUUGCGAAGCCACAGUGGCUGCGUUUGGUCGCUUUGGCGUGCCGCCUCACAAGCUGGUCCUCGGUAUACCCCUGUAUGGUCGGUCAUUCUUGAAAUGCGGAGGUCCUGGGUCGUCUUUCAAAGGCGUUGGAAAGGGCACGCACGAAGCUGGCCUGUACGACUAUAGAGCCUUGCCUCUGCCAGGUGCGCAGGAAGAGCUUCAUCCUUGCGGCGCUGCGAGCUGCAGGACCUCCGAUGGUGAAUGGGUCACGUAUGAUACUCCAUUCACUGCCAGGGACAAGGCAGGUUAUGUCAAAUGGGCCGGACUCGCUGGCGCGUUCUACUGGGAUCUUAGCGGCGAUGCCGAGGGUCAGCGCGCCAUCGUUCCUGCCGUGGCCCAAGAGGUGAGUAAGGCACGCCGGCGCGUGCGGUGAGUAGAAAAACCGCCAAGCUGUAGUGUGGACAGACCUUUGCGGCUAUGCCAUACGUGGCUGACUCUCGCUUCCGCGAAAUGCAGCUUGGUCAACUCGACCAGACUCCGAAUCACCUCUCUUACAAUUGGAGCAAGUAUGCCAACGUUCGGGAAGGCCGUCCCUGAGCUAGCUAACCGUACCAUUACUUCCAAGAGUCGUGACACCCACCCUGCGGAGCAGGA
This is a messenger RNA of Ceraceosorus guamensis, 1702 nucleotides long. Its product is annotated as glycoside hydrolase. NCBI's taxonomy places the organism in Eukaryota, Fungi, Basidiomycota, Exobasidiomycetes, Ceraceosorales, Ceraceosoraceae. The transcript has 6 exons. Gene Ontology annotation, molecular function: chitin binding; chitinase activity. The coding region runs from base 396 to 1481 and encodes 361 amino acids. Gene Ontology annotation, cellular component: extracellular region. Gene Ontology annotation, biological process: carbohydrate metabolic process; chitin catabolic process. The record is from RefSeq and is a predicted model, not a curated record.